Molecule: messenger RNA, 1120 nt
Organism: Drosophila subobscura
Lineage: Eukaryota; Metazoa; Arthropoda; Insecta; Diptera; Drosophilidae
Product: 23 kDa integral membrane protein
Exons: 6
Coding region: 207-887 (226 amino acids)
Cellular component (GO): membrane
Source: RefSeq, a predicted model, not a curated record
CUCUCGUCUCAGUCUGUAAUGACAACGGCACCAGUUCAUAUCGUGAGCGCGCGCAAAUAAAACGAAUAAAUACAAACGCAAAAAGAACGAAACGAAACGGAACGAAAAAGUAACGCCAAAGGUGUAUGUUUGUUUGCAGCUUCUCCACUCUACAGAUUUCCAUAUAGCCAUUUCCAUCCACCAACCAACGACGAAUCUCUGGCAAGAUGAGCUGCGGAAUCUCCAUGGUUAAAUAUAUUCUGUUUAUAUUCAAUUUGCUAUGUUCGAUAUGCGGCAUUCUGCUGAUCGUUUUUGGUGCGCUGCUCUUCAGCAACAUCCACAACAUCGAUGACUUUGCCGAGGCGCUGCGCACGCAGCAGGUGCCCAUCACAAUGAUCGUCCUGGGCACAGUUAUACUGCUGAUCUCAUGGUUCGGCUGCUGCGGUGCCAUACGCGAGUCCUACUGCAUGUCCAUGACGUACUCCAUUCUGUUGUUUGUUCUGAUGAUUGGCCAGCUGGCUUUGGUCAUUUACAUGUGGCUGCAGAAGGACAAAUAUCUGGUCAUUAUGGGCGAUGUUGUGGAGAAGGCCUGGGAACGACGCACACGUCGUGCCGACUACAUGGAUGCCAUACAAAUAAGCAUGGAGUGCUGUGGCCGCACCAACUUCUCGGACUAUUCCUUCCAGGGCUACUUCCCACCCUCCUGCUGCAAGGACACAAACAACUGCCGCCCCGACACUGUCUACAGACGCGGCUGCAAGGCGGCUUUCGUGGAGUUCUGGGACCGAAACAGCGACAUUAUCAAAUAUUCCGGCUUGGUGAUUGCCGCCAUUGAGUUUGUUGGCUUUGUGUUUGCCUGCUGUCUGGCGAACAGCAUUCGGAAUUAUCGUCGUCGCGCGGACUAUUAAAAGUGCCUUUGCAGCGAUGCCUUACUAAUUUUAAAUGAAACCGAAAGUACGAAUUAUGUUGCCCAAUUUUAUAUACACAUAAAGAAACACAUGCAUAUAUACGAGUAUACACAGAUGGCCAUUGAAAAUUUACAUACAAUUUACUCAAGUUAUACGAAAGGAAAACGAAGAAAUCCCCCCAAGAAAAUCUCUAAAUAAAAUCUCGAAUCUCAUAGCGAGAGAGCGAGCGAGAG